Messenger RNA from Pieris macdunnoughi, 1482 nucleotides. The record is from the annotation of a GenBank genome assembly. Lineage: Eukaryota; Metazoa; Arthropoda; Insecta; Lepidoptera; Pieridae.
AUGGACGAUAUUACAGACGAAAAGCUAGAUUUUGAGGAAGCCAUUAAUAAAACUGGUUUCGGAAAAUAUAAUAUUUGUCUACUAAUUGCUUGUUGCCUGUUGAUUUUGGCGAUGUACAUAGACAUAUUUGGUUUCUCCAUUGUGUUACCAGACGUGGCUUGUGAUAUGGGAUUAUCGACGACGCAACAGGGACUUCUCUCCGCGAUACCAUUGAUUGGAGUCAUGAUUUCUUCAUAUGUCUGGGGUCUAAGUGCCGACACGAUCGGACGUCAGAAGACAUUGUUAUUGGCCAUGCCAGUGAGCAUUAUUUGGAGUUUAGCAGCUAGUAUGACGCCGACGUACACUUCAUUGGCAGUGCUCAAACUUAUGUCAGCUUGUUUUUCAUCAUCAGCGAAUGCUGCAGCAUUUGUACUUCUAGGAGAAAGUGUUCCGUCUGAUUACAGGAGCAAAUUUAUGUUCCUUAUGGCCAGUGCUACUAUGUUUGUGCAGCUUAUUAUAAGUAUUGUCGCACUUCCCAUUCUUCAGCUUACCUUCAGCAUUAAUAUGCCCUUGAUCAACCUGAACUACAGACCCUGGCGACUCCUCCUCCAGCUAAUAACAUUCCCAGGGAUAUUUGGGACUAUUGGUAUUAUGUUGGUGCGAGAGAGUCCUAAAUUCCUACUUAGUAAGGAUCACGAAAAGGACGCGAUCGACGUGUUGAAAACUAUACAUAAAUGGAAUAAGGGAUCGAGUGAAUUCAAAAUAUCAUCAGUACACCUUAAGGAAACCAUCACUACAUAUUCUGGAAAUUCAGUUUGGAAAAAAAUCUGGAAUCAAACGGCACCUCUCUUCAAACCACCGCUUUUAAAAAACUCUCUGAUACUUUACUAUAUUUUACUAUGUGCAUACAUGACAUCAACUGGCUACACAAUGUGGGUGCCAACAAUGACAAACGCAUAUUUUAAUGGAGAAGAUAACAAUGGAAAAACUUUUUGUGAAGUGGCCAGUAAAGCUGCAUCUCAAAAUUUGACCACUGAUUGUAGUACCACGAUUCAACCUAUGACAUUAUAUGCGGUCAUGUGCUAUUCUGGCAUGUCGGGGACGCUAAAUAUACUCCUCACAUUCAUAGUCGGGCCACUGGGUAAAAAAAGGACAACGUUAUUAGUCUUUAUUAUCGCAAUCAUAGCCGGUGUACUGCUUCUUUUCGUGAAGCAAUCGAUAGCCAGCAUUGGACUGUUCUUCAUAUUUCUUUAUGUGGCUUUAAUAUUGGGAAAUGUAAAUACGUAUUUAGUGGAAUUAAAUCCGACACAAUUAAGAGGAAUGGCGACAUGCUUGUCUGUGGUUGUGGCCAGAGGCUUUGGGUUCUUCAGCGUUCAGCUAAUCGCGACGUUGUUGUCUGACCACUGCAGACCAAUGAUUGGAGGAUACAUCGCUCUCAUUACAAGUGGAUUACUGAUUGCGAUAUGGUUACCGGCAGAUAACUCUCCAAGUGGAAAAAGUUGA